CCGUUAGCCCUGUGCACGACCGACCCGGGCUGGGUCGCGGGACUCUUGCAUCGAGCGCCGUGUGGCGCCAGUAACCUCUGCGCCAGAGGGAGCGUCUUGGUGGCGGCGGCUGUCUCUGUUGCACAUGCCGUUUGACUGCCAGCCUUGGACCGCGCUGGGCAGCUGCCUCCGCUCCGCCUCUGCUGGGUGCCUUUGCCCUGGGCGGCGCCGGCUGUUUUGACACCCCCAGCUUAACAGCAGCAGCCGGCAGCGGCGGAGCAAAGGACGUGUGGCAGGCGGCGUGUCUGUCUGGGGCCGGGAGCAGCGGCGGCGGCGGCGGCGAGGGGAGGGUCUGCGGCUUGGCGUAGCUGCAGCAGCCGUCUCGGCCUCUCUGGGAGUGAUCGUGUGUGCGCGCCUCCAGUCUCCGCCGCUCGCCGAGCUGCUCCUGCCACCGCUGGUGACUGUUGUUGUCGCUCUCUUCUCCCCGGCUCAGACAGCCCAGCACGGCCAGGGGUGGAGGGGCAGGAAUGUGAACGGGUUUUGUGGGGGUGUGUGUGUGUGUGUGUCUCAGUCACCCCCGCCACCACCAGCAUCCUCAUCAGCUGGAUCUAUUGUCAGGAAAGGAGGAAAUUGCAGUCAAGCAGAAGCAGCAGCAACAUCUGGGCUGUCACAUCUGGGCAUGCAACAUCGGCUUCCUCCUCCUCUUCUUCCUUCACCCGAGUGGAUCACUUUGGGGGUGGAAAUACUUCUGCAGUCAAGCCAGAGGUUCCAUCUUAUAGCUGAAUAUUGAAACUGGAAGAGAGGGGGGUGGGCUGGGGAUAAAGGCUGCUUCCCCCCCCCUUUGGGAUUUAUUUCAUGGGGAUGUGUUCAAGACAAGAGAGGAUUCAGAAGGAUAUUGACGUUGUGAUUCAAAAGUGCAAGGCGGAGAAGGACUGCCUGUUUACAGAUUUCAGGUACUCAGACUCCACCUUCACCUUCACCUAUAUUGGAGGCGCCAAAAGCAUAUCCUAUUCAGUACAUGUCUCGGAGGAUUAUCCAGAUAACACAUAUGUUUCCAGUUCAGAUAAUGAUGAAGAUGUGUUAGUUACAACAGAGUCAAUCCCAGUAAUUUUCCAUAGAAUCGCAACAGAAUUAAGAAAAACCAGUGAUGUUAACUGUUGCUUAUCUAUAAAAUCAAAAUUACAGAGGGAAAAUGGAGAGGACUCGAGGCACAAUAGUGCAGUUGAAGAAGAUUCUGAAGGAGAUAAUGAUUCUGAAGAAUUUUAUUAUGGGGGACAGGUUAACUACGAUGGAGAACUUCACAAGCACCCACAGCUGGAAGCUGAUUUGACAGCAGUGAGAGAGAUCUAUGGGCCUAACGCAGUAUCUCUCAGGGAAUAUGGAGCCAUUGAUGAUGUAGACAUUGAUCUGCAUAUUGAUGUUAGCUUUCUUGAUGAAGAGAUUGCUGUGGCUUGGGAUGUAAUCCGCACAGAACCUAUAAUAGUGCGAUUGCACUGUUCACUUACACAGUACUUAAAUGGUCCAGUACCUACCGUGGAUGUAUUUCAGAUCUCUACUAAGGAAAGAUUUGGGUUGGGACAUCAGCUGAAAAAAAUAAUGCAGACGUUUGUUACACAGCAAUGGAAAAAUAGCAAAGAAAAAUCAAAUUGUACGCACAAUAAGAAAGUGUCUGAGAAAAAGGUGAAAUCCCCUCUGCACAUCUUUUCUACAUUGCGCAGGUUUUCCCCUUAUUUAUUUUUAAGGUCGCCAAGUUAUCCUCCACCUGGCUGUGGUAAAAACAAAUCAAAACUGAAAUCUGAACAAGAUGGCAUCUCCAAAACUCACAAGCUGCUGCGAAGGACUUGUUCUAGCACAGUUAAGGCUGAGGAUGUGUGUGCCACAAAGUCUCACAGAACUUUUGGCCAUUCAUUGUCUAGUGAUCCCAGGGCUGAGCAGACAAUGGCUAUUAAAUCACACAAACUGUUGAAUCGUUCUUGCGCUGCAACUGUCAAGCAAGAAGAAUGCAUCACUCUAAAGCCCCAAAAACUCCUAAGCAGAUCGUGUUCUGGGGAUCCUCGAUGUGAGCACAAUAGCACCUUGAAGCCUCACAAACUGUUAAGCAGGUCUUAUUCCAGUAAUCUUAGAAUGGAAGAAUUAGAUGGACUGAAGAAUCACAAGUUACUCAGCAAGUCUUACUCCAGUGCUCCUAAGUCAUCCAAAAUGGAGUUUUUCAAGGAACCCACCAUAGCAGAGGGCAGGAGGCUCUCUCUUACCUCAGGGCUUAUUGGUAUCUUAACACCAUCUUCCUCAUCACCUUCACAAGCUGCUCCGAAUUAUGGUGCAAAAUGCAUUCCAAUACGAGACAAUGGCUUUCUUGUGCAGACUAUUGAGUUUGCUGAGCAGCGGAUACCAGUGCUGAAUGAAUACUGCGUAGUUUGUGACGAACCACAUGUGUUUCAGAAUGGCCCCAUGCUGAGGCCCACAGUAUGUGAACGGGAGCUGUGUGUUUUUGCUUUCCAAACUCUAGGAGUAAUGAAUGAAGCUGCAGAUGAAAUUGCCACUGGGGCUCAGGUGGUAGAUUUAUUAGUGUCCAUGUGUCGAUCGGCACUAGAAUCACCCCGGAAAGUUGUCAUUUUUGAGCCAUAUCCUUCUGUAGUUGAUCCUAAUGACCCUCAGAUGCUGGCCUUUAAUCCAAGGAAGAAGAAUUAUGAUCGAGUCAUGAAAGCAUUGGAUAGUAUUACUUCUAUUAGAGAAAUGACACAGGCGCCAUAUUUGGAAAUAAAGAAGCAGAUGGAUAAACAGGACCCGCUUGCGCAUCCUCUUCUGCAGUGGGUUAUUUCUAGUAAUAGGUCACAUAUUGUGAAACUACCAGUGAACAGGCAACUGAAGUUUAUGCACACUCCCCAUCAGUUCCUCCUUCUCAGCAGUCCACCAGCCAAAGAAUCCAAUUUCAGAGCUGCUAAAAAUCUCUAUGGAAGUACCUUUGCAUUUCAUGGUUCACACAUUGAAAACUGGCACUCCAUCCUGAGGAAUGGCUUAGUUGUUGCUUCCAAUACAAGGCUGCAGCUCCAUGGUGCAAUGUUUGGAAUUGGGAUCUACCUUAGUCCACUGUCAAGCAUAUCAUUUGGUUACUCAGGGAUGAAUAAGAAGCAGCAGAAGGUGUCAGCUAAGGAUGAACCUGCUUCAAACAGUAAAGGCAGUAAUGCAUUACAGUCACAGAAAAAAGGACAGCAAUCCCAAUUUUUGCAAAGCCGUAAUUUAAAAUGCAUAGCCUUAUGUGAAGUGAUAACCUCACCUGAUCUGCACAAACAUGGGGAGAUAUGGGUAGUUCCCAACACUGAUCAUGUGUGUACAAGAUUCUUCUUUGUUUAUGAAGAUGGCCAAGUGGGUGAUACAAGUAUAAAUACACAAGAAACAGGCAUUCACAAAGAGAUUCUUCGAGUCAUUGGUAAUCAAACUGCUACUGGGUAAAAGGACCACUCUUAUUUAAUUGAUGUGAUUUGGAAGCCUUCCUCAGUCUCAAAGCUGGAUUUUGAACUGAAGAAGAUGUGAAAAACUAAUUUAUUAUUAUUAUUAAUACUACUGCUACUACUAAACAAAUUAACCCUUUGAAUACUUCCUUUUUUCUUACUUAGUAUUUCUUAUCUCAUUGAAAUACCUGAAAUGGUAUGAAUUAGCAAUUAUAGGGGUACAAAGUCCAUUAAUAUACUACAACUAAUAGCAAUUUAAGAGACAUUUGGGUUGCUCACAAUAAACAAUUUAAAAAGGA
This is a messenger RNA of Caretta caretta (loggerhead turtle), 3727 nucleotides long. The record is from RefSeq and is a predicted model, not a curated record. Lineage: Eukaryota; Metazoa; Chordata; Testudines; Cheloniidae.